AUCUCCAUCUUCCCAAAAUAAUUACAACCUUUUGUUCUUGAUUAGUGCAAAAUCAACGUCCACCCAAAAGAAAAGGAGCCAAAAAUAGGAAAUUGAAUAUGCACCAUUUGAGGGCCAUACAAUACAACAUUAUUCACGGCAAUGAUUUUGGGGAAAAUUCGAGUUCGUGAUCCUAAUCAUUCAUCAAUUUCCCCGACUCCCGCUUAAUUUUACGCCAACUUUUUUGUAAUUUAUUUUUCAUAUCUCACCUUCUUCAUUGUUAUUAUAUUCCUUCUUCAAUUCUUCCUUCAUUAAUCAAAAAAAAAAAAAAAGAUUUGUUUUUUGCUUUGAAUCAAAAAAAAUGUCGUGGCAAACUUACGUUGAUGAUCAUUUGAUGUGUGAGAUUGAGGGCACUACUAAUCAUCUCACUGGUGCUGCAAUUCUUGGCCUUGAUGGUAGUGUUUGGGCACAGAGUGCUGAUUUCCCUCAGUUCAAGCCAGAUGAAAUAGCUGCAAUCGUGAAGGAUUUCGAUGAACCCGGUACCCUUGCACCCACUGGCUUGCACCUUGGUGGAACCAAGUACAUGGUUAUCCAAGGUGAACCUGGGGCUGUUAUUCGUGGAAAGAAGGGCGCUGGUGGAAUCUGUGUUAAGAAAACCGGUCAAGCUUUGGUUAUGGGUAUCUACGACGAGCCUGUCACUCCUGGUCAGUGCAACAUGAUUGUGGAAAGGUUGGGUGAUUAUCUCAUCGAGCAGGGCCUCUAAAUAUUAUGGUUAAUAACUACAUAUUCGACAUAUAUGAGGAGUUUCGCGUGGAUUUGCUGAUCUAUAAACCGGAGAUUGGCAUUCUAUUACAACUAUUUUCGUUUUACAUUCUUUUAUCCUUUAGAAAGGGUUUAUGUUAGUUUCUUCUGGCAUAUAAGAUCUAUGACAGGAAAGAUUUUGGUGUUUUUUUUAUGUAAUGUUUAUUAUGAUCAUUAUUUAUAAUUCUGCACACAAGGUCAUACACUUUUAAUCUCUUAAUAUAAUUUUGAAAGUACAUAUUGAGUUGAAUAAAGGAGCUUUUGUGCAAA
Molecule: messenger RNA, 1050 nt
Organism: Amaranthus tricolor (Joseph's coat)
Lineage: Eukaryota; Viridiplantae; Streptophyta; Magnoliopsida; Caryophyllales; Amaranthaceae
Product: profilin Sal k 4.0101
Exons: 4
Coding region: 341-742 (133 amino acids)
Cellular component (GO): cell cortex
Molecular function (GO): actin monomer binding
Source: RefSeq, a predicted model, not a curated record